AUGGAGGGCGAUGAGGUUAUCGGCGCACCAAAGCAUCCCGACUGGCUGCAAAUGGUGCGCAUUAAGGAAGGGGAGGUUCCCCGCGUGAUCGCCUACGUCUCGACUAGGUUAUCCCGCUAUCGUCCUGCUAUGUGUCACGACAUCCUCGUCCUCUCCCUUUUCAGCAGGGGUGAGGUUCUUAAUCUAAUGAAUGUCUAUUCUGACGAUCAACAUACAGCCAUUGAGCACCUAGCUGCUCGUGUGCAUUCUUUACCACCUUUCAUUUACAUGGCUGGUGACUUUAACUGCGUGUCGACGACUUGGGAUGACUAUGAGCAUGGCGAGUCGUCGAUGGCAAUAUCACUGCGGGAUUCCACAUCUCAGAUCGGCCUCGAGUGGGCACGACCUUCUAACCAUGGACCGACGCGGAUCAGUCCUAAUCCAAACCAGAGAUCCAACGUCUUGGAUCUUGUAUUCUUAGCUCCAUCUGAGAUCUUGAUCUCAAUGCCCAGAUUGGAGCAUGAUCUCCAGGGUCCAUCAGAUCAUGUCCCGAUCUGUACGGAUCUUGAUAUUGGUCCCGAGCCACCCGGAUCUGGGCGACGGACAAUUAAACCCAGAAGCGAGGCUGAGAAGUCUUUCAUUUUGGAUAUCCUCCGGGACCUUGCAGCUAUUCCUGUCGCAGCCCUGGCAACCAAGGAAGGCGUUGAAGCUUUAGCCGAUGCUAUUGCGACAGCAUUCUCGGACACAUGGCUUGCCCACACGACCAAGUCCAAGCCUACCAAGUGCUCCAAGUCCUGGUGGACAGACGAGUGCUCGGAAACUUUCAGAGUAUAUCAGUUGAGCUGUAUGCUGGCUGAUUACAACAAGUUUAAGAAGGCGUGUAAGGAUGCCAAAUGUAACUUCUUUGAUGAACACAUUGCAGAAAUUGCUACCUCUUGCAAGCACCUGUGGGACCUAAUGGAAUGGGUCAAACAGUGCAAGCUACCACCCUGUGAGGCUAUUCGCAAUGGCGACCGGCCUUGCCAUGAUAUGGACGACCUUUGGGAUGCCCUUCAUGGCACGUACAACUCGGCCUCAGGUUGUGAGUACAACACUUCAGUCUUAGACGAGCUUCCCGACAAGCCGGUCUGUGAGUGGGCUGACUUUUCGGAGCAUCAGUUGUUGAGUGCUCUUAAGGGGUGCUCCAACUCCUCUGCACCAGGACUGGACCAUGUUACAUGGGUCCACCUAAAGGAGUUGCUCAAGGAUAAACAUGUCCUUGCGCUCUUCAUCGUGUUGGCCAAUGCUUGCCUUCAGGUGGGUCAUUGGCCUCGUAUUUUCAAGGAGUCGCUGUCGGUUAUCGUUCUGAAGCUGAACAAGCCCUCCUAUGCAGUGCCAAAGGUUUUCAGGCCGAUUGUACUCCUCAUCACUUUUGGCAAACUUAUCGAAAAGAUGAUAGCCAAUAGGAUACAGUUUGAUGCUGUCAAACAUGAUAUCUUCCAUCCAAACCAACUUGGCGGUAUCCACCAGAGGUCCACUGAGGAUGCUGGAUUGAUUCUUACCCAUCUUGUGCAAGCGGGGUGGGUUAAGGGUCUCCAGACUAGCGCGCUGGCCUUCGACACCCCAAUGACAGCAAUAGCAUCUAGUAAACCACUAAAGGACGUCCGCCCCCCCAACCACGAGCCUUGUGGCUCAAACGCCGAAACUCCCACAAAGCCAGACCCACCUCGCGAAAACGGUGACGCGGGAUAA
This is a messenger RNA of Cyclocybe aegerita, 1710 nucleotides long. Lineage: Eukaryota; Fungi; Basidiomycota; Agaricomycetes; Agaricales; Hemipholiotaceae. The record is from the annotation of a GenBank genome assembly.